Tinamus guttatus (white-throated tinamou) is the source of this 2196-nucleotide messenger RNA. RefSeq names its product solute carrier family 39 member 6 (gene SLC39A6). Gene Ontology annotation, cellular component: plasma membrane. Gene Ontology annotation, biological process: zinc ion import across plasma membrane; intracellular monoatomic cation homeostasis. The record is from RefSeq and is a predicted model, not a curated record. Gene Ontology annotation, molecular function: monoatomic cation:bicarbonate symporter activity; zinc ion transmembrane transporter activity. Lineage: Eukaryota; Metazoa; Chordata; Aves; Tinamiformes; Tinamidae.
AUGGAGACCACAUUACCAGUCGCGUGCCUGUUGUCACUUUCUGUACUGCUGUGUGAAAGUUAUCAUCACAGGGUGGAAACAGCUACUGUUGUGCAGACAGCGGAGAAAACUCUCCUAGAAAAGGCAUCUGGCAUCAAUGUUGACUUGGCAGGGCUAAUACAGAGACUUCAUCUUCAAGAACUUUUCCAUCGCUAUGGAGAAAACAACACUCUGACGAUUGACGGAUUUAGAAAACUGCUUCAGAACAUAGGUAUAGAUAAAAUGAAAAGGAUUAAAAUAGACCACGACCAUGAUCAUCACCUUCAUCAUAAUCACGUUGCAUCCAGUAAAAGUUCUGAGAAGACUGUUUGCCCAAACCAUGACCAUGAUGCUAACAGAGUUCCUGUGAACAGUCACUUACAGGAACUGCACAAAGCAGAAAAUGCAGAACAUGGGCAAAACUUGUUACACAGCAAGCACACGGUUAGUGAAAUAACUGCGUCUAUCAGUGCUACUCCCACAGAUGGCAAUUACGAAUUACAGAAUUUGGGAACUGGAGGAGCAAAGUCGGUUGCUCGCUUAGGUCUGAUGAACUCUAAUGCCAUUAAUGCCACAGACAGCAAUAAUACAAGUUGGCUUGCUAAUGGAAGAGCAAACGAAUCUCUUAUUUUUGCAAAGGAAUCAGAAAGAGGAAGACACCUGUACUCCAAGUUUAAAAUCCAAAACACCCAAGAGUGUUCCAAUGCAUCCAAACUGAUGCAGUCCCAUGGCAUAGGUACACAAGCGUGGUUGACUGCUACAGAAUUUAGUUAUCUCUGUCCAGCUAUUAUUAAUCAGAUUGAUGGCAAGUACUGCAUAGUCCAUGCAGCUAGUGAAAAAGCUGAAACUCCUCCAAAAGGUUACUCUUUGCAGAUAGCUUGGAUUGGUGGCUUUAUAUCCAUCUCUGUCAUCAGUUUUCUUUCUUUACUGGGUGUUAUAUUGGUGCCUCUGAUGAAUCGAGUAUUUUUCAAGUUCCUCCUAAGUUUUCUUGUGGCCCUGGCUGUGGGAACUUUAAGUGGUGAUGCUUUCUUACAUCUCCUUCCACAUUCUCAUGGAAACCAUCACCAUCAUCAUGAAAAACCUCUACUUGAACAAAACAAAGGCUCUCUCUUCAAACAUCUUGUUUUUCAAAGUGCAGAAGAGAGUGCUUAUCUGGAUUCUACAUGGAAGGGGCUUACAGCACUUGGAGGCUUAUAUUUCAUGUUUCUAGUGGAGCACUUGAUAACUUUAAUAAAGCAAUUUAAAGACAAGAAGAAAAAGAAAAGAAAUGAAGAUGAUGGAGAAAGUAAGAAGUUUUCAGCGAAUGAAGAGAUGUUAGAUACAGAUGAUCGACCUGAGGGCUAUCUCGGGACAGAUUCGCAAGAUCCAUCGCCCUUCAUUUCUCAGCAACCGGCAGUACAAGAAGAGGAAGAGGUCAUGAUAGCUCAUUCUCAUCGAGAGGAGGUUGACAACGAAUACGUAUCCAGGGGCUGUAGGAACAAGUGCCACUCUCACCUGCAUGAUACUUUAGGGCAAACAGAUCAUCUCAGUCACCACCACCAUGACUACCAUCACAUUCUGCACCAUCACCAUCACCAGAACCAUCAUCCGCAUAGUCACAGUCAGCGCUAUUCGCGACAAGAGCUGCAGGAUGCUGGGAUAGCAACUCUGGCAUGGAUGGUGAUUAUGGGAGAUGGACUACACAACUUCAGUGAUGGCCUUGCAAUUGGAGCAGCAUUUACUGAAGGAUUAUCUAGUGGUUUAAGUACUUCUGUGGCUGUAUUUUGCCAUGAAUUACCUCAUGAGCUGGGAGAUUUUGCCGUGCUUCUGAAGGCUGGUAUGACUGUCAAACAAGCAGUGCUUUAUAACGCUCUGUCAGCUAUGCUGGCCUAUCUUGGAAUGGCAACUGGGAUUCUUAUUGGGCAUUAUGCAGACAAUGUUUCAAUGUGGAUAUUUGCCCUUACUGCAGGCUUGUUCAUGUAUGUGGCGCUUGUGGAUAUGGUGCCUGAAAUGCUCCACAAUGAUGCUAGUGAUCAUGGAUGUAGCCGCUGGGGAUAUUUCCUAUUACAGAACGCUGGGAUUCUAUUGGGCUUUGGGAUAAUGCUGCUUAUCUCUGUAUUUGAACAUAAAAUUGUAUUCAGCAUAAACCUGUAGUCUUGCUCACUAUGAGCAAAGCUUAGUGUUAAGUUAUGUUUGGUA